UUUGCUUCUUCUGUAUUUUUGGAACGAAGCAUUAUAAGAUCGUCAGAAAAUGAAAGCCUCAGAAUAGUCCAAAAAAUCACGUUUCGAACGUUUGGCCUGUCUUGGAAAUAAUUGCUGUAGACAAGCAAGAAAGGGGUUCAAUACAAUGAUUUUGUACCAAAUUCGCUCAGUGAGAAUUUUUCUACGAAAUGCUUUUCCUCAAAAGGUCGACCGCUGGGGACAACAAUUAUUAUAAAGUGUGGAUCUAGCUUGAAGCCUUAUGGGAGUAAGUUAGAAGACUCGGUUCGGAUGGCAUGGAAGUAGUUGAUGAUUCCUGGCGAGUCAGACUGCCCUCGCUACUAUGGAUCCCUGUUUUUGUAUUCGGAGCUUUGCUGUAUUUCGUCGAUAUAUUCGAAAUAGAAUUUUUGUCCUUGCACCCCACUAUAGAAAGCAUCAAGGAUUUCACGUACGACAUCCACAAAGGUUUUGCCAUCAAUACUCCAGGAUGCAAGAUCCCAGAAAUGGACCCAUUCGAUCCUUCAGUACAGAAAUUCAUCGAACCGCCAACUCCAGUAGAGUGUAACAAAGGUGUUCCUGCCCUAUUUGAGGCAAACUUAACUUCCAUUUACAUUACGAGAUCUUCAUUGCCUGCUUAUAAUGUAUCUGAUAUCAACGAUCUCAGAUGCUGUUAUUGGGUUAUCCAGAGGAUAGAACCUAAAAAGAACCAGUACGAUGUGUUUAUGUCAAAGAGUAGUAUGUGUAAAUAUAUCAACACUAGUGCAGAAAUUAAGGAUGAGUUUAUCAAAGUCCAAUGCUUUCUUGAUAAUGCCACAACUUAUGUGGAUACGUUUAGUUUUGUACCUAUUAAAAAUAGCACAAAAAGCAAAGUGAUACGCUCUAAGCCUUUAAAUGUGUUAGUAGUAGGUUUAGACGCAGUGUCUAGGUUAAAUCUCCACAGACAAAUGCCCGAUACCCUUAAAUAUCUCCAACAGUUAGAAGCAGUGGAAAUGUUAGGGUAUAACAAAGUGGGUGACAAUACUUUUCCAAAUCUCAUUCCAGUAUUAACUGGUUUAUUCGAAGACGAACUGAUUAAAUCCUGUUGGCCUACAACAAAAUCAUUUUUUGAUAAUUGCACAUUUCUUUGGAAUCAUUUCAAGAGUAAAGGCUUCGUGACCGCCUAUGGUGAGGACUCUUCUUGGAUGGGUCUUUUCAACUAUCAAAGGCACGGGUUCCAAAAACAAGCAACUGAUUAUGCUUACAAUUAUUUCAACAGGUAUGCAGAAACACAUAUUGGAAAUGCGCACAAAAUGAACGUUAAUCAGUGUGAAGGUGCCAGAAUGGUUUACAAAGAUCUUUUAGAAUACAUCAAGAAAUUUGUUGUUACUAUGAACAAUAAUAGUCUUCCAUUCUUUGGGUUUUUUUGGGGUGCCAGUUUGUCUCACGAUUAUCUCAACCAACCGAAACUAGGUGAUCCCGUCUACCUGAAGUUUUUUCAAGAACUGCAAGAGGAAGGUCAUCUGAACAACACUGCCUUAGUUCUCAUGAGUGACCAUGGUAUCCGAUGGGGAGGAAUACGACAAACCUACCAAGGCAGAAUGGAAGAAAGACUUCCUUUUGUCUUUGUGGUGCUACCAACAUGGUACAGAAAUAACUACGACAGAGCUUACAGUAACCUUAAAAGAAAUGCCAGAAGGUUAACAACACCAUUUGAUCUGCAUGAAACUUUGUACGACCUGUUAGAUCCAUAUGGCCUAAGUGGAGAGAAUUUGAAAACAGCAAACAAAUCUAGAGGUAUAAGUUUCUUCAGAGAUAUCACAAAGUACAGAACUUGUGAAGAUGCAGGUAUAGCAAGUCACUGGUGCGCCUGUCAGCAGAGUAAGGAGUUGGACAAAAACUCAUCCGUAGUGAUUGAUGUUGCGACAUUUGCUGUUAAUUACAUCAAUCUGGAGUUGCAAGGAUAUGCGCAAUGCGCGAAUUUAACGUUACUGGAUAUCCUGAAUGCUAGACUGAUGUCACAUUCAGGGGAUAUUGAAGGAUUGAAUAAUAUUCAGGACUAUAUGAUUACUAUCAAGACAAUACCUGGUGAAGCAAUCUUUGAAGUGACAGUGAGGUACUUCGAGAUUGAUCAUAAGUAUGCUGUGAUUGGUACGAUAAGUAGGUUAAAUUUGUACGGAAAGCAAAGUGCCUGCAUUACCGAUUUUCAUUUAAAAUUGUACUGUUUUUGCAAAAACUUCCUUUAGUGAAGCUAAAUUAUCAAGCGAUAGAAAAUUACUACUGGCUUGAUUGAUAUCCCCAGAGUGACUGCAUGAUACGGUGUAAGAACAUCAUAAAUUAAGGCACGAUGAUAUUAUAUCUGUUUAAUCAAGAAGGUCCAAAAAUACUAUUAAAAUUGCAAUGGUUUUCGGCUGUAGGAAGUUCAACUUAAAGAAAAAUAAUCAACUUUCUGAAGACUACCACAACACUAAUGAACUGUCUGAACUUUUUUGGAUUCGUACCGUUUCACUAGAGGAUUUCGCAUGAAACUACUUACGUGGAAUAAUACUCGUAAUACCAAGUUCAUUCAUUAUGAGCACAAACCUAUUUUAGCAUAAGAUAUCCAUAUGACAAUAAAAAGCGUUUUAUUUCCGUUAUAAUACUCCAAUGCUUGGAAACACCUUCCAUUUGCCCCUGGUGUCAUCCAAUGGUAAAUGACAUUUUCUUUGCAGUAUUUACAGAGUGAAUGUUAUCAUAACAAAAAGAACUCAUAUUCAUUUUUACCUUUGAUCGCAUCUCUAUAAUCAUUUUCUAUACAUUAAUAUGAGUACCGGUUAUUUUCUAUGUUUUUGCUGCUUCCACUGUUUUAGAUCUAGACAUAUGUAUAUUUCUUCUGUAUUUCUUCGUAUCGGAUUUUGAUGAACACCACUUCUAGUUUUGGACAGAAAUGAUGUAAAGUCUAAAAUUCAACGGUGUUUCGCACUUUGGGGUAAAAUCGGCGGUCAUUCCGUGGUUUGACCAUCAAACAUUUAUUUAUAUGGCUACUUGAAGACUUGAAGUAAAUAUCGUGCUAUGUGCCAAAAAAUCUGUUUUUCAUUUUAUACUUGUAAAAUGUUCUAGGUGCCAUAACCAACAACAUAGAUAAGGCGCUAAGUGCCAUGGCUAUUAUAUUGCACUUAAAAAAAUCCAACAGAGUGCGCGCUUGUCAAUCGCCAUAACGCCGCCGGCAAAAAAUGUGCUAAGUGCCAAUAAAUAUCACCUUGUUUAUUUAUAUAAAUAAAUUAUAUAAAUAUAAAUGUUAUUGUUUUUAUCAAUUUAUUUAGUUUACAAGGGGUAUUUCCAUUAGAUCAAUCAGAAAUAUCUAGUGUCGUGUCAUUCGUUUAUGAGCUAACCUAUGUUUAAUUUUCAGGAAGUUUUUUUUAAUACAUUGAUUUUAGAACAAAAAAUAUUGCUUAUCUCUAUUUUGGCAGUUAGCCCAUUAUUAACUUCAAGUCUUCACUUAACUGCGUUUCUAUGCUUAACUCCAACGUAAUACACACUUUCUUUAGUGUGAGUAGUUUGCUUGUAUAUGGAUUUUCCAAGCAUCUCAAAUUGCAAAUAUGUAUUUUAACGAAACGAUUGAAGCCCAGAAUUAUACGUGAUGGUGCUAGAUUUUUCAUAACCUUAUUACAGUCUCCAGUUCAGAGUUAUUAAUUCAUUGGGAUUAUGCAUUAUUAGUAUUCCAUUUUAUUUAUAUAAUUCUAUAUUAGUUAUUGCAUCUUUUGUUUGAAAGGUUUGUCACGGUAUAAUUGUAUUUUUUAGAGACUGAUCAUAAAUAGAAAUGAUCAUCGUUCAUAUUUUCGUAUACAAAGUUCGCACAACUGAGCUUUUGGAGUGCCGUUUGGAAAAAUAACUAAUGGCCCUGACAACUAUUAUGACACUGAGCCUAUAAAUAGCAAUUUUUCUUGAAUACUUACAUAAAAAAGUGCGAGAUACUCAUAACACUUAUUGGUGUCAUAUUUUGUCUGAUACCUUAAGGUUUGCCUUGUGUUAAUUUUUUACAUUAAAGAACAAGUACCAAAUGAUAUCUUCCAAUGAAUCAACAUAAGUAAUCGUAAUAGAUACAACCAUACAAUGGACAACAUAGAAUUAUGAGAUUAUAAUAGGUAAGUGGAUUAUUAACCUGCUGUUUUGAGUACAAAAUAUUGUUUUACAUGAUUAUUAAACCAUUUGCAUAUUCAUAAGCAAAAAGCUAAAAUCAUCAUAAAAAUCAUAACAACCGUUUUAAGGCUUAUCUUUCUGUUUUUUCUUGACCAAAUCUGGAGAUACAGCCUUAACGAAAAUGCUAUCAAGAAGUGGUAGAUGUAGAAUUCACUUUUUUAUACCGAAGCAGUCGCGUAGAUAGAAGCCACUUCUAUAAGGCUUAAAGAUACUGGUGGAACUGUAUGCUGAUAAGUAGCUAUGAAGUACGAAACAGCUGUCCAUGAAUGGCUGUCUUCUUUUUCUGGUCGGACGGACGAAAGCAUCUUGUUUGAUCUGUUCAAGGCAAGCAGACGAUUUCUACUCUGAGCCAGAAUCAUCAGCCAUCUAGCAUAGCAGCGGUGCGCGAUCGAUUCUGGUACGAUAGAUGGCACCUUGCGCUAUCUCAUGCAUUUAAUAUAGCUGUUAUACAUUCCAAGAACCAGUUCAAGAUUAAUUUAAUUCUCAUGGAUAUGUUACGGUUAAAGUAUUUACUUAGCUAGUUUAUAGAUUAGCUGGAUAGUACAUAAACUAUGCAAAAGUGCGGUUAUUUUGAUCGAAAAUCAUAGAUUCACUAAAAUAGCUAAUACUAUUGGUUGGUUUGCAUACU
Messenger RNA from Acanthoscelides obtectus, 4780 nucleotides. Lineage: Eukaryota; Metazoa; Arthropoda; Insecta; Coleoptera; Chrysomelidae. The record is from the annotation of a GenBank genome assembly.